Molecule: messenger RNA, 678 nt
Organism: Olea europaea var. sylvestris
Lineage: Eukaryota; Viridiplantae; Streptophyta; Magnoliopsida; Lamiales; Oleaceae
Exons: 4
Coding region: 1-678 (225 amino acids)
Source: RefSeq, a predicted model, not a curated record
AUGGUUAGUGAAUUUGAUCCAGUAAUGCAAGAGCACCUUCGGCGGGCUAAAGCAAAAGAGAUUCAUUAUACGUAUCUUGGCAAAAAAAUUCAAAAUGAGUUGAUACAGUUGUUGGCUAAUCAAGAGGAGCAAAUGUCUUUAAUUGUACGAUUUGUAGAUAAUUCGGCAAACUUACCUACAGUUCAAGAACAUUGGCUAGAAUUUUUGAAAGUAGAUGACACAACAGGACUUGGACUUGCAACCGAGUUUCAAAAGGCUUUGAUAAAAAUUGAUCUCGAUAUUGAUGACAUUAGAGGGAAAGGGUAUAACAACGGAUCUAACAUGAGUGGGAAGCACAAAGUGAAGCCAUUGUCACAAACACGUUGGGAAAGUCAUGUUGAAAGUGUGAAGCCUAUAAUGGAGCAAAAUGCACAGAUAAGAGAUGCAUUACUUGAUUUAGCAGAAAAUAAUGAAGAUCCUAAAGUGAAGAGUGAAGCCGAAUUGUUGCAUGCUGUCAAUAUUGUGAGUAAAUUUCUUCAAACCGAAUCCAUGGAUAUUGAUCAUGCUAUCGACCUCUUGCAAGGGCUUGUUUCAUUUCUUGAAGAAUACAGAAAAAUUGGAUUUGCUAUUGCCAAAGAUGAAGCGACAAAAAAGGCAAGCGAAAUGGGAAUUGAAGCUGUGUUUACAGCAAACGCAUAA